Messenger RNA from Ostrinia nubilalis (European corn borer), 688 nucleotides. RefSeq names its product homologous-pairing protein 2 homolog. Gene Ontology annotation, biological process: meiotic strand invasion involved in reciprocal meiotic recombination; homologous chromosome pairing at meiosis; meiotic joint molecule formation. The record is from RefSeq and is a predicted model, not a curated record. Bases 58 to 672 code for a protein of 204 amino acids. Gene Ontology annotation, cellular component: condensed nuclear chromosome; DNA recombinase auxiliary factor complex. NCBI's taxonomy places the organism in Eukaryota, Metazoa, Arthropoda, Insecta, Lepidoptera, Crambidae. The transcript has 3 exons. Gene Ontology annotation, molecular function: recombinase activator activity; double-stranded DNA binding.
UUUGUAAACAUUGUUUGCGUGGGUGUGAGUGAGUUUUAAUCGAAUUUUUAAAUUACAAUGGCCAGUGAGGCUAUUUUGAAGUAUUUAGUGGACACAAAUCGUCCUUAUUCGUGUGCAGACGUGACUGUGAACCUGCGGGGAGCCUACACGAAGACUGUCGUGCAAAAGAAUCUAGAUGCUUUGGCGGAAAGCGGUAAAAUAAAAUGCAAAUUGUACGGCAAGCAGAAAGUUUACGCGGCGAUACAACUGGACAAUCAGGAAGCCGAGAACGAUGUUGAAGACUACGACGCCCUAUUCAAAACCCUGACCGAAACCCUAGCGGAGAAGUCGAACGGUCUAAAAGCGGCCGAAACUACCCUCAAAACCCUCACAUCCGCACCCACCACUUCUUCGGCCAAAAGCCAGAUAGCCGAGGCCAGGACCCGAAUGGAGAGUAUUGAGGCCAAACUGGGUACCCUGAGGAACUCCACGGAGGUCCUAAGCGCUGAUGAAAAGGCUACUAUUAUGAACGCACAUGAUACUAUGUUGAGGGAGUACAGAAAACGCAAAAGGAUCUGCUCAGAUAUUUUGGAAGCAAUUCUAGAAGGAUACCCGAAAACCAAGAAAACUUUGCUCGAUGAACUUUGCAUAGAGACAGACGAAAUGGUCGAUUUUAAACUUAUGUCUAAUUAACUUCAUAUUUAACUGA